CCGCCGCCGCCCAAAGCUCGCCGCGCCGCUUCCCUCUCACAGCCUCAGCGCCUCGCUCUACUCCGACAUGGCAAAAGUAUCCAGCCCUACAGAGACCGAGCGGUGCAUCGAGUCUCUGAUUGCUGUUUUCCGGAGGUAUGCUGGAAAGGAUGCUAACUGCUCUACACUGUCCAAGACUGAGUUCCUAACCUUCAUGAAUACAGAACUGGCUGCCUUCACAAAGAACCAGAAGGACCCCGGUGUCCUUGACCGCAUGAUGAAGAAAUUGGACACGAACAGUGAUGGGCAGCUAGAUUUCCAAGAAUUUCUUAAUCUCAUUGGCGGACUGGCAGUAGCUUGCCAUGAGUCCUUUAGCCGUUCCCAGAAGUGCCGCUGAGGAGCCCUCGGCGCUGGCCUCCAGACCUACCCCCUUUCCUUCCGGCUUCCCGAUCAUCACCAUCCCCUCACGGACCACAUCUAUCCCAAGCUCAGUGCAACUACUACCCCAUGUAUGUCCCUCCUGCUGGUAAUAAUAAAACUUUUUUUUUUUUUUUAAA
Molecule: messenger RNA, 536 nt
Organism: Pteronotus mesoamericanus
Lineage: Eukaryota; Metazoa; Chordata; Mammalia; Chiroptera; Mormoopidae
Gene: S100A11
Product: S100 calcium binding protein A11
Exons: 3
Coding region: 68-376 (102 amino acids)
Biological process (GO): regulation of cell population proliferation
Cellular component (GO): cytoplasm
Molecular function (GO): calcium-dependent protein binding; S100 protein binding; calcium ion binding
Source: RefSeq, a predicted model, not a curated record